Messenger RNA from Colletotrichum destructivum, 1863 nucleotides. RefSeq names its product Putative Macro domain, DHS-like NAD/FAD-binding domain superfamily. NCBI's taxonomy places the organism in Eukaryota, Fungi, Ascomycota, Sordariomycetes, Glomerellales, Glomerellaceae. The transcript has a single exon. Bases 1 to 1863 code for a protein of 620 amino acids. The record is from RefSeq and is a predicted model, not a curated record.
AUGGCCAGCCUAAAGCACGUCCUGAUCCAUUUAUUGGACGAAUCUGACUCGAGAUCUCGCGCAGAGGAUGACGACCGCCAUCACCACCAGCAUAUCAAGGAUCAACUCGACGACCUGGAACCCUCGAGUCAUCUACGACUCCUCCAACAACUCCUCUGCGUACGGCAGCCCGAGCCACCGCUGUCAGAACGAAUUUUAAGCGAGAUCGACUUAGUCUUGCAGCAGCUGGCGUCGCAUCGACUUCUCACCCAAGCCGAGACCAUUCAACCGGCACUCGCAAUCAGGAGAGAAAACGGCAGGGACACGAGAAUCGCCCUCUGGAAGGGGGACAUCACGACCUUGUCCGGCGUCACGGCCAUCACCAACGCCGCCAACGGCCAGGGCCUCGGGUGUUUCCAGCCAUCGCACCGCUGCAUCGACAACGUGAUUCACUCCUGGGCCGGCCCCCGCCUACGGCACGAGUGCCACGCGGUCAUGGCCUCGAGGACCCGCGAUAUCGCACCGGGCGAGGCCAUCCUCACGGGAGGGUACUGCCUGCCAGCAAGCCAUGUCGUGCAUACAGUUGGGCCGCAGCUGCAACGCGGCUCCAAACCAACAGGGAUCCAGACGAGGCAGCUCACGCAGUGCUACCGCGGCGUGCUGGACGCAGUUGAACCACUUCCCGCAACACCAGAUGGCAGGAAGAUCGUGGCCUUUUGCGGCAUCUCGACCGGAUUGUUUGCGUAUCCGACGCGAGACGCCGCGGCCGUGGCGGUCGACGCGGUCGCGGAUUGGCUCGCAGACCACGAAGACACCUCCAUCACGGACGUGAUUUUCAAUACCUUUACCGAGGAGGAUCAUGCCAUCUACAAGGAGAUCCUGGCCUCCUCCUCCCACAUCCUCUUCGCGCGUGCAGGGACGGGCAUCUCGCCGAGUCCGCUGGCGGCAGAAGCGCAUCACCAACCUCUCUCGUCGUCGACGUCGUCGUCCUCGCCGCUAGUCCAUUCCGACUCGCUGGAGCGCGCCAAGCAAUGGCUGAAGUCUGCGGAUGCGGUCAUUGUAAGCGCAGGGGCCGGGUUGUCAGCUUCCGAUGGGUUGGAUUACACUUCGCCGGCGUUGUUUGCCAGGCACUUCCCGGGCUUCCUGAAGUAUGGGUUGCGAACUCUGUACAGUGUCUUCGGCUUCGAUGGUUGGCCGACUGAGCAGGUCCGCUGGGGGUAUUACUUUACUCACUUGGCCAUGGUUAGGUCAUGGCCGAAGUCGAGAAUAUACCACACCCUUAUUUCUUGGCUCGAAAAGUUUGGCGACGAUGCGCACGUUCGAACGUCCAACGCUGACGGUCUGUUCAUCGCCAACGGACUGUCCCCCGAGAGGCUAUCAACUCCCCAGGGCUCGUAUUCUGUCUUCCAAUGUCUUGCCAACUGCCGCCCUGACGCUACGGUUUUGUCUGCGCCCUUAGUUGACGAUGCACAGGCGUCACUGGACCCUGUAACUCAGGUCAUAACGGAUCCAAGCAAAGUGCCCUUUUGCAGGUUUUGCGGCAGCAAGAUGAGCAUCUGCGUGAGGGCAGGUCACUGGUUCAACGAAUUACCCUUCCAGGACGGGGAGAAGAGAUGGAAGGGGUUCCGCCGGGACGUCGUAGGCGACAGGAAGAAGACGACGGUGAUCUUGGAACUUGGCGUCGGAAUGUCGACGCCGGGGGUCUUGAGAUGGCCGAACGAAGACCUUGUAAUGAGAGGCAACGGGUGCGUGAAACUUGUGAGGGUUGGGUUAGGGCCUGAGACGGCCGUCCCAUGGAGUUUGGAGGAAGAUGGGCUGGCGACAAGUAUAGACGGCGAUAUCUUAACAGUAGUGAUGGAAUUACUGGGACAAAGCGAAAUCUGA